Molecule: messenger RNA, 3411 nt
Organism: Eutrema salsugineum
Lineage: Eukaryota; Viridiplantae; Streptophyta; Magnoliopsida; Brassicales; Brassicaceae
Product: kinesin-like protein KIN-4B
Exons: 23
Coding region: 174-3266 (1030 amino acids)
Biological process (GO): microtubule-based movement; mitotic spindle organization
Molecular function (GO): microtubule motor activity; microtubule binding; ATP binding
Source: RefSeq, a predicted model, not a curated record
AGUAGCUUCUUCCUCACUUUUUCUUCUCCGUUUCUCCUUCUCCCGAGGAAGCGACUCGGUCUCGUUUUCAUUGCGAAGAAGAAGAAGAAGAAAUUGAGACUCUGAUUUUCAUCAUUCUAUUCUUUAUCAGAUUCAUAUUCCACACUCAAAUUCUUAAUUAGGAGAUUUUCUCGAUGGAAUUACAUUCUUCCUUAUCGUCGCCGGAAAGUUGUUCCGUGAAAGUGGCGGUUAACGUUCGUCCUUUGAUCGGAGACGAGAUUUCUCAGGGUUGCAGGGAAUGCGUUUCCGUUUCUCCGGUAACGCCUCAGGUGCAAAUGGGAACACAUUCCUUCACGUUUGAUCACGUUUAUGGAAGUAAUGGUUCACCAUCUUCAUUGAUGUUUGAAGAAUGUGUUGCUCCUCUUGUUGAUGGUUUGUUCCAUGGUUACAAUGCUACUGUGCUGGCUUAUGGUCAGACAGGAUCUGGAAAAACAUACACCAUGGGGGCUGCUUCUAAAGAUGGUACAAGCAAUGGGUUGAUUCCUAAAGUUAUGAGUGCUCUGUUCGACAAAAUUGAUUCAGUAAAGCACCAAAUGGGGUUUCAGUUACAUGUCUCUUUCAUCGAGAUUCUAAAAGAAGAAGUUCUAGAUUUGCUGGAUAGUGUGCCUUUUAACAGACUAGCCAAUGGAACCCCUGGAAAAGUUGUUCUUAGUAAGUCGCCUGUACAGAUUCGAGAGUCGCCAAACGGAGUAAUUACACUAUCCGGUGCAACUGAAGUUCCCAUAGCUAGUAAAGAAGAAAUGGCUUCGUGUCUAGAGCAAGGAUCUCUAACCAGGGCAACUGGGAGCACAAAUAUGAAUAAUCAAUCUAGCCGGUCACAUGCCAUCUUCACGAUCACCUUAGAACAGAUGCGCAAAAUCUCUUCGAUCUCAGCGGUUACAGACACCAUGGAUGAGGAUAUGGGUGAGGAGUAUUGUUGUGCCAAGCUUCAUCUUGUAGAUCUUGCUGGAUCUGAAAGAGCUAAACGGACAGGUUCAGGUGGCGUUCGACUAAAAGAAGGAAUUCACAUUAAUAGGGGACUUCUUGCACUUGGUAAUGUUAUCAGUGCACUUGGGGACGAGAAAAAGCGAAAAGAAGGUGCUCAUGUUCCAUACCGUGAUAGUAAACUUACUCGGUUAUUGCAGGAUUCUCUUGGUGGAAAUAGUAAAACAGUCAUGAUAGCUUGCAUCAGUCCUGCUGACAUCAAUGCUGAAGAAACUCUUAACACGCUCAAAUAUGCAAAUCGUGCUCGGAAUAUCCAGAAUAAGCCUGUUGCCAAUAAAGACUUAAUAUGUAGUGAGAUGCAAAAGAUGCGGCAACAGUUACAAUAUCUACAAGCUGCACUGUGUGCUCGUGAGGCAACCGCAUCAGAGGAAGUGCAGGUUAUGCGAGAGAAAAUCAUGAAGCUAGAGACUGCCAAUGAGGAGCUUUCUCGAGAACUUCACAUGUAUCGCAGCAAGAGAGCUACUCUUGACUAUUGCAAUAUUAAUACACAGGAAGAUGGUGUAAGUCUUACAAAAGAUGAUGGUCUCAAAAGGGGAUUCGAAAGUAUGGAUUCAGAUUAUGAAAUGAGUGAAGCAACAUUAGGUGGAAUUUCUGAAGAUAUUGAUGGAGCAGCAAAAGAGUGGGAACAUGCACUUAGGCAGAAUAACAUGGGAAACGAAUUAAGUGAACUAAGUAAACGUCUGGAGGAGAAAGAGUCCGAGAUGCAAAUAUAUGGGGUGGGAACUGAAACUAUCAGACAACACUUUGAGAAGAAAAUGAUGGAACUUGAGAAAGAGAAAAGAACUGUGCAGGUUGAGAGAGAUAUAUUGUUGGCUGAAGUAGAGGAGCUUGCUGCUAGUUCUGAUAGACAAGCACAAGUUGCAAGAGAUACCCAUGCACAAAAAUUAAAAGCACUCGAGACACAGAUUUCAAAUCUCAAGAAGAAACAAGAAAAUCAAGUUGAGGCCUUAAAACAAAAGCAAAAGAGUGAAGAUGCAGCAAAGCGUUUACAAGCUGAAAUACAAUGCAUUAAGGCUCAGAAGGUUCAACUACAACAGAAGAUGAAACAAGAAGCUGAACAAUUCCGGCAAUGGAAAGCCUCUCAGGAGAAGGAAUUGUUGCAGCUCAAGAAAGAAGGAAGGAAGACUGAGCAUGAAAGACUCAAACUCGAAGCUCUCAAUCAACGUCAAAAGAUGGUUCUUCAUAGAAAAACAGAGGAAGCAGCAAUGGCUACCAAAAGACUUAAAGAGCUGUUAGAAGCCCGCAAGUCUACACCACGUGAUAUGUCAGUGACUGCCAAUGGUCAACCACCAACUAAACAGGUGAACGAAAAAACUCUUAAGAAAUGGCUUGAUCACGAGAUAAAGGUUAUGACAAAAGUACAUCAAGUUCGUUUCCAAUAUGAAAAGCAAAUUCAAGUACGAGCUGCAUUGGCUGAAGAGUUAACUUCCUUGAAAAGAGAGAUGGACUUCGCCUCAAGUCCCCAUCAAGAGAAAGACGGACAGUUCAGAUUUUUUUCACCAAACACAAGGUUGGAGAGAAUAGCUUCUCUUGAGAGCAUGUUAGAUGUUUCCUCAAAUGCUCUCACAGCCAUGGCCUCUCAGCUCUCAGUAGCAGAGGAAAGAGAGCAAAGCCUACAUGCUAAGACUCGGUGGAACCACGUUCAGUCCAUGACUGAUGCCAAGUUUUUGCUUCAAUAUGUGUUCAAUUCCUCCGCUGAAGCAAGGUGCAAAAACUGGGAGAAAGACUUAGACAUCAAAGAGAAGAAAGAACAACUCAAUGACCUCCUUUGCUUAUUACAACUAUCCGAAGUCCAGAAUCGAGAGAUCCUUAAAGAGAAAAAGACAAGGGAGCAAACAUUGUCCAUUGCGCUAGCUUCAUCAUCAUCAUCCUCGGUAACUUCAAGAAGCUCAUCAAAGCACUAUGGAUAUAAUAACGCUAGCGAUGCAUCGUCUCCAUCUUCAUAUCAUCGAGCAGCAAAGCAUCUCAAAUACGCUGCACCUGGAAUAGUCAACGUCUCGGUGAGAGAGUCAGCGGCUUUGCUAGAAGAGAAGAGAAAGAUGAAAGCAAUGAAGAAAAUGGGACAGAGUGGGAAGCUGUGGAAGUGGAAGAGAAGUCACCAUCAAUGGCUGCUUCAAUUUAAAUGGAAAUGGCAGAAACCAUGGAAACUCUCUGAUUGGAUAAAGCAUAACGAUGAGACCACUAUGCUCUUCAUGUCUAAGACUCAUGAUGAUGAUGACGAUCACUCGUGGAAUCGACACUAAGAUUUUUCAAGUUGCUUUAAGCUGUACUUAGGUUGAUUCACAAUACAUCUGUAUAUAUACGAGUUUUUUUUUUUUUGUUAAUAGAUUUAUAGUUUUUCCGUUGGGUCAACAGCCUAAGAACAGUUGUAAUACUUUUUUCAACAGA